AUGUCGUCUCUCUUCCGCCCCCGGAGGGUGGACCAGUCCCCUGCUUUCGCCAGCCCUAAUGCUUUAACACCCCGACACUUCCUCGAGGGCUGGGACGCCGCCGAGUUCGACGACCUCAAGUACUCGUAUGGCCUGACAGGGGUUGACCAGGUCGGCAACUUCAUCUGGGUCGACACCUUCCUCUACCUGCUGCUCGCCACGGGUGUUAUCCUCUUUGGCCUGCGUAUCGCGAACAUGUGGUGGCGCCACAACCGCCAUCUAACCGUCAUGGGCAACCCGUCGCGCCAGGCGUACUGGGCGACUAACCGGACGAGCUGGUGGCCCUGGCUCAACCGACAUGUUCUGGUCGCGCCGUUAUGGAAGAAGAAGCACAAUGCCCAGUUCCAGAUCUCCAGCGCUAUCGACAAUGGAACGCUGCCUGGCCGCUGGCACACCAUCAUGCUCGUCGUUUACGUCGCGCUGAACAUCGCUUGGUGCGUCGCACUACCUUACAAAGUGCUCGACCACAAGGAAACCAUUGCCGCGCUGCGUGGCCGCUCUGGCACUCUCGCCGCCCUCAACCUAAUCCCGACUAUCCUCUUCGCUCUCCGCAACAACCCUCUGAUCCCGCUUCUGCAAGUCUCGUACGACGACUUUAACCUGUUCCACCGCUGGGCCGCCCGCAUCACCAUUGCCGAGGCCAUUGUGCACACCAUCGCAUGGGUGUACAACACUGCGCUGAGCGCUGGAUGGAGCGCGGUGGCCGACGCUCUGCAUACCGAGGGCUCCUACGGCUGGGGCAUGGUGAGCACCAUCGCCUUCACCUUCAUCGGCAUCCAGGCAUGGUCGCCAUUCCGCCACGCUUUCUACGAGACCUUCCUCGGCAUCCACAGGGUCAUGGUCAUAUUGGCGCUCCUCGGCCUGUACAAGCAUCUCGAACUGCACAUGCUGCCACAGGUCCCCUGGAUGCAUUUGAUCUUUUUCUUCUGGGCAGCAGAGUGGUUCUUCCGCCUGCUCUCAAUGGCCUACUACGGCUUCAGCCUCAAGCAGCGCUCCAAAAUCACCGUCGAAGCCAUGCCUGGAGAAGCUGUGCGCGUGACCAUCGAUAUGGUUCGUGAAUGGAGCCCACGCCCUGGCUGCCAUGUGCACAUCUGGAUGCCGAAGCUCGCUGGGCUGCACUCGCAUCCAUUUUCUGUCGCUUGGGCAGCACCCGUCACUGCCGACUCAAAGGAAAUGACACUGCCCACUCUCGAAGGCGAUAUUCCCAUUGCUCCCGGCGGACCCCAGAAGUCUAAGCAAAUCAGCCUCAUCUGCCGUGCCCGUACAGGUCUUACGCGCAAGAUGUACGAGAAGGCGUGUGCAUCACCCUCAGAACAGUUCAGCACUUGGGGCUUUAUCGAGGGUCCCUACGGUGGCCACCAUUCACUCGAUUCGUAUGGCAGUCUUGUUCUGAUUGCCGGCGGUGUCGGUAUCACCCACCAAGUCAUGUACCUCAAGCAUCUCGUCAAUGGCUUCAAUCGUGGUACGACGGCCACCCAGCGAAUCGUCUUGAUCUGGACAGUGCCCGACUCUGACUGCUUGGAGUGGGUUCGUCCGUGGAUGGACGAGGUCCUGCGAAUGCCCGGCCGCAAACAAUGUCUGCGCAUCAAACUCUUCAUCACACGACCCAAAGGGCGUGUCGAGAGCUCAAGUGACACAGUGAAGAUGUUUGCGGGGCGGCCGAACAUCAACACACUCAUUGAGGAGGAGGUGCGAAGUCGCGUGGGUGCCAUGGCCGUCACCGUUUGCGGUAGCGGAGGUUUCUCAGACGGAGUCAGAGCGGCGGUCCGACCUUGGUUAACGGAAGGGUGUAUUGACUUUGUGGAGGAGGCCUUUACCUACUGA
This is a messenger RNA of Dothidotthia symphoricarpi CBS 119687, 1863 nucleotides long. RefSeq lists its product as uncharacterized. Lineage: Eukaryota; Fungi; Ascomycota; Dothideomycetes; Pleosporales; Dothidotthiaceae. Bases 1 to 1863 code for a protein of 620 amino acids. The transcript has a single exon. The record is from RefSeq and is a predicted model, not a curated record. Gene Ontology annotation, molecular function: ferric-chelate reductase activity. Gene Ontology annotation, cellular component: plasma membrane. Gene Ontology annotation, biological process: iron ion transport; copper ion import; intracellular iron ion homeostasis.